This is a messenger RNA of Drosophila busckii, 2590 nucleotides long. RefSeq names its product exonuclease 1 (gene tos). Lineage: Eukaryota; Metazoa; Arthropoda; Insecta; Diptera; Drosophilidae. The record is from RefSeq and is a predicted model, not a curated record. Gene Ontology annotation, cellular component: nucleus. Gene Ontology annotation, molecular function: 5'-3' DNA exonuclease activity; metal ion binding; DNA binding. The transcript has 2 exons. Gene Ontology annotation, biological process: DNA recombination; mismatch repair. Bases 360 to 2264 code for a protein of 634 amino acids.
ACAUUUAUUCAAAAAUGAUUACUUUCUUAUCACGACGACUUAAUUUGCACAAAUUUGUUUGUUUGUUUGGCAUAUAAGCAAACAAGGUUGGCUUUACGAAUUAUAGAGACAAAUGUAAACACUCUGACGUCACAAAAACUGCUGGUCCUUAACAAAUCGCAACGUAUUGCAAAUGUGACGUCCCGCUCACUUACUCACCACAGAAAUCUUGUGACUUACAUCAAACACACCACAGCAAAAGUAUCGAUGCUGUCUAAUUGCGCGGGAACUGUUUGUUAUCGAUUUGUACUGUUUGUUAGUUGUGCUGUUCUAAUUGUUUUUGUUUUUACAAAUAGUUUUGCAAGUUUAUCUGCCUUAUCAUGGGCAUUACCGGUCUUAUACCGUUCCUGGAAAAGGCAUCAGCCAAGCUGCACUUGAAGGAUAUACGAGGUAGCACAGUUGCCGUCGAUACUUACUGCUGGCUACACAAAGGUGUCUUUAGCUGUGCGGAUAAAUUGGCGCGUGGUGAGGAUACGGAUCAAUAUGUGCAAUACUGUCUGAAGUAUGUGCGCAUGCUGCUUUCGUUUGACAUAAAACCAAUAUUGGUGUUCGAUGGACAACAUUUGCCGGCCAAGGCGCUGACCGAGCAGCGACGUCGCGAAAACCGUCAGCAGAGCAAGAAACGCGCACAGGAACUGCUGCGUUUGGGUCGUGUGGACGAGGCGCGUUCACAAAUGCGUCGCUGCGUUGAUGUGACACAUGAGAUGGCAUUGCGUUUAAUAAAAGAAUGUCGCAGCAUCAAUGUGGACUGCAUAGUAGCGCCCUAUGAAGCGGAUGCACAGAUGGCCUGGCUAAACAAAGCGGGCAUGGCUCAAUAUAUAAUAACAGAGGAUUCGGACUUGACGCUCUUUGGCGCACAGAAGAUAAUAUUUAAGCUGGAUUUAAAUGGCGGCGGCUUGUUAGUUGAUGCACAGAAGCUUUACCUGGCCAUGGGCUGUCGCGAAGAUCGUUAUCAUUUUGACAAAUUUCGUAGGAUGUGUAUACUCUCCGGUUGUGACUAUCUGGACUCUCUGCCUGGCAUUGGCCUGGCCAAGGCAUGCAAGUUUAUACUUAAAACGGAGCAGGACGAUAUGCGUUUAGCAUUAAAGAAAAUACCGCAAUAUCUGAACAUGGCUAAAUUAGAGGUAGACGAUGAAUAUAUAGAAAACUUUAUUAAAGCUGAGGCCACCUUUAAGCAUAUGUACAUCUAUAAUCCGCUUGACCGUCGUAUGGAACGUCUUUGUGCGUUAGAGGAUUAUGCUACGGAGGAACGCUACUGCAGCAAUGCGGGUUCAUUGCUAGCAGAUAGCUCUAAGGCGCUGCAAUUAGCGCUUGGCAAUCUCAAUCCCUUUACACUUAAGUUGCUGGACAAUUGGCUGCCCGAACAUGCUGCUCACCAAACAGCCAAGCAGACGAGGCGUGCCAAACACAAAAGCAUUUGGCUAGCAAACUCUAACGAGCAGCCUGCCAAAGUUGCCACCAAGCAAACUACCUGUGCUUUAUACUUUAAGAAAGUGGAUUUUGUGGCACAAACUAUCGAGCAGGAUAUAGCAGACAAUCAACGCUUGGAGCUGGCCAAGCUUACAGAAAGUGAAUUAGCCAACAUGUAUGCCAUGGGCAUUAAACGCAAGCGCAGCUGGAGCAGCAGUAGUGCCAAUUCAACGCCACCUGCAACACCAGAGCGACAGAAGAUUCAACGGCAUAACCCAUUUGCCAAGGAACAGCAACGUUCACCGCGUGUAUGUGAGAAUGGUUCAUUAUUGCGUUUGCUCAGUCCCAAGAAGGAAAGUCCCGUCAAGGCGUCAGAGACGACACGCGUCAAUGCAAUCAAACGCAGCAUUUUUGUGGAAGUGAGAAGUCGUUUCUUUAGCACAACUACAACAAGCACCACAACAAGAGAGGGGUUAGAUGAGCAGCAACAAUGGAAACUUGCCAGAUUAGAUUUGGAGUCAAACUCAAGAGAGACAACUGAAGAGCAAAUAACUGAAGAAGAUACAACUCUAACGAAAACAGACGACGUUGUGCUCAUACCAUCUGACGAUGAGGAUACAUCAGCGACACUGCCCAGCAGCCAAGAAGCUGCUUUGCCCAGUAGGCCACUGGCACCACCUUUGGCCACAACUGCAAGGCGCGUAGGACUCUCCAAGCCGCGAGCAAACAAACGAAGCAAUACCAGUAUUAAAACGCCAGAAAAUCAAACAAAACUUAGCAUGUUUGGUUUUCAAAAGCGACCAGCUCUGAAAUAGUCGAGUUAAAGUAAUUUAUUUAUAGCUGUUUUUUUGUACUUAAACGAUUCUUGCAAGAAGCUGCCAAUGGAAACUUUUAUAUAAAUAACUAUGUAUUUUUAAACCAUUUCUGUUUGUUGUAAUAUACGCACUUCAGUAGUUAAGAUAACAACUGAGGAUGCUGUCAAGGUGACUGACAACUGACAGCACAUAGCCGUAAAUGUUACGCUCAAUUGCGCACCGCUUACAACAACAACAACUUUAAUUAAUGUGUGUUUGUAUAUAUGCAUUGCAUAUACAUAUAUGACUAUUAAUAGCCUGGCCCUUGCCUUUUAUGGAAAAUUCAA